AUGAUUUUUGGAUUAAAAUUUUAUUUUUUAUAGGAGAAAUCAAAAAAAACGAUAAAAAGUUUAACUUUAAUAUUUUAAGGUACAAGAAAUGGAUUCAAUGGAUAAUCUUAUUGGAAAGAAAUCAAUAAUAAAGACAAUUUACUCAUGAUUUUUCAAUCAAAAAAUGAUUAUAUCUUUGGAGCUUAUUCUCCUUGUAAGUGGGUAUCUAAUCUAAAUAAUUAUGUGCAAGAUGAUACACUAUCAUCCUUUAUAUUUUCAUAAACUCACAAUUAAAUUUGUCCUUUGAAGUAAGAUAGAAGCAAUAUGCAAUUUAUUGUAAUUCUAGUUAGGGACCUGCAUUUGGAUCUGGACAUGAUUUUUACAUAGGUGUUAAUUUUAGUGAUGGUUAUUGUAAGUUAGGGAAUUCAUAUGAAUUUGAUAAAUAUCAAAAUUAAAGUGAAAAUCCUCAUUUAUUUGGAUAAAUUAAACCAGAAAUAAAGGAAUGUGAAAUAUAUUAAGCAUAAUUUAUUUGA
This is a messenger RNA of Paramecium octaurelia, 512 nucleotides long. The record is from the annotation of a GenBank genome assembly. NCBI's taxonomy places the organism in Eukaryota, Ciliophora, Oligohymenophorea, Peniculida, Parameciidae.